CCUAUUCAAUAUAUAUAUUCUAUAUGACGUAGAUAGUUCUUCUUUUCUUUUCUUCCGACGAUCAAAAUUGAAAAAAUUCGUUCCCAAAUCAAAUCGGUGUUUAUUCAUUCCCACCAUUCCAAUUCUCUUUGCAAUCGCAACACAAACUACGCUACCUCCCAGGUGUAAUUAAUUAAUUAAUUUGGGAAGUAGAUAGAUAGUUGUAGUUGAUUAAAGGGAAAGAGGAUGGGGGCAAUGAUGUCUAGAUUCUGGUUCAUGUUAUUCCCUGCUAAAGAGUAUAAGAUUGUUGUUGUUGGAUUGGAUAACGCUGGUAAAACCACUACUCUUUAUAAAUUGCAUCUUGGUGAGGUUGUUACUACUAACCCUACUGUUGGUAGCAACGUCGAAGAGCUCGUCUACAAAAACAUUCGAUUCGAGGUCUGGGAUCUUGGCGGACAAGAAAGACUUCGGACAUCAUGGGCAACAUAUUACCGAGGAACUCAUGCUGUAAUUGCAGUGAUUGACAGCAGUGAUAGAGCUAGGAUCUCUUUAAUGAAGGAUGAACUUUUCAGGUUGCUGGGUCAUGAAGAUUUACAACAUUCAGUCAUCCUUGUCUUUGCUAAUAAACAAGAUAUCAAGGAUGCUAUGACUCCUGCUGAAAUCACUGAUGCUCUGUCACUUCACAGCAUCAAGGAUCAUGAUUGGCAUAUACAAGCUUGCAGUGCCAUCUCAGGAGACGGCCUUUAUGAUGGUCUUGGAUGGAUUGCCGGGCGAGUAACUGGCAAAGCAUGAUGUGGGUUUGCUGGAAACUAAGGAUGACAUUUAUUUUAAUGAACUGUAUUAUUGUGACAAGUGACAAAAAUAUAUGUAUCAUUUAUAUUUCAAAGAAAGAAUCAAGCCAGGCUAGUGUGUGUAUGAAUUGCUGUGCAGAAGAAGAUUAUUCAGUAAUCUAUUAAGUCACACACAUUUUCCCAAAUUGUUAUAGAAAGAAGCCUCUGCAUUGCAUGCACCUUGGCCACUUCCUUUUA
Medicago truncatula (barrel medic) is the source of this 1007-nucleotide messenger RNA. RefSeq names its product ADP-ribosylation factor-like protein 5. The transcript has 3 exons. The coding region runs from base 226 to 771 and encodes 181 amino acids. NCBI's taxonomy places the organism in Eukaryota, Viridiplantae, Streptophyta, Magnoliopsida, Fabales, Fabaceae. Gene Ontology annotation, molecular function: GTP binding; GTPase activity. The record is from RefSeq and is a predicted model, not a curated record.